AUGAAGGGACCACUGCUUUUGCUGGCCUUGCUGGUGACCAGAGAGCUGAUCUUUGAGAUGCCGGAAGCCUGCCCUGUGUUUUAUGGAGCGGUUGGUACGGUGUUUCUUGGAAGCAAAACAUUGUUGAACUCAACGUUUGAUUUGGUUGAUGCUAUGGAUGAGGAAAAGGAAGCUGUGGGAAAACUCCUGGAUUGCUUCAAUGAGGAGGGAUUUCGUGCCAAGCUUUUCAUUAUAAAACUUGUGAGUUCCAUCAUUUUCAAUGAGGAUUGCUCUGGCUAUAGAGUGUCCACAGUGGUGAGCACUGUUUCAGGAUUACUUCUCAGUGUGACGUCUUUGGUGAGAUGA
Molecule: messenger RNA, 345 nt
Organism: Dama dama (fallow deer)
Lineage: Eukaryota; Metazoa; Chordata; Mammalia; Artiodactyla; Cervidae
Product: androgen-binding protein homolog
Exons: 3
Coding region: 1-345 (114 amino acids)
Source: RefSeq, a predicted model, not a curated record